UUAGCAACUGCGGGACGGCGGCGGCGCUGGCCUCCCGGGAGCCACGCCCUCCAGGAUUCUCUGUCCGUGGGAUUCUCCAGGCAAGAAUACUGGAGUGGGUUGCCAUGUCUUCCUCCAGGGGAUCUUCCUGACCCAGGGAUUGAACCUAUGGCCUGUACACCUCCUCCAUUGGCAGCUAGUGACACCUGAGCUGCUCAAGGCGGGAAGAAUUCAGAGCAGUGGAGGCCCUGCGGAAUCUGGAGAGAAGAGGUGACCUUGGAACCAGUAAUGAGCCAUCCUGACUACCGGCUGAACCUGAGGCCCCUGGGGACCCCCAGAGGUGUGUCCUCUUUGGUUGGCCCACAUGGUGUUGGUGCUUCGCCAGGUGACAAAAAGUCAAAGAACAAGACCACACGAGGGAAGAAAAAGAGCAUAUUUGAAACCUACAUGUCCAAGGAGGAUGUUUCAGAAGGCCUGAAGAGAGGAACACUUAUCCAGGGUGUUUUGAGAAUUAAUCCAAAGAAGUUUCAUGAAGCCUUCAUUCCUUCUCCGGAUGGUGAUCGAGACAUUUUUAUUGAUGGCGUUGUUGCUCGUAAUAGAGCCUUGAAUGGGGAUCUGGUGGUCGUGAAGCUGCUUCCAGAGGAGCAGUGGAAGGUAAUUAAACCGGAGAGCAAUGACAAGGAAACAGAAGGUGCCUAUGAGUCUGAUCUCCCCGAGGAGCUCUGUGGAAGCCAGCUUCCGCAACAGUCCCUGAAAGGCUAUAAUGACAGUCCUGAUGUCAUUAUAGAGGCGCAGUUUGAUGACAGCGACUCAGAAGAUGGACAUGGCAACACUCAAAAUGCUCUGGUUGAUGGUGUUAAGAAACUCUCAGUUUGUGUUCAGGAAAAAGGCAAAGAGGAUGCUGGUGCCCCAGUGAUAAAAGAUGAGAACACCUUCACGUCACAGGACUCCAGAGCGUUACCAGAGAAGUCACAGCAGAGAUCAGCAAAGGUGGUUUACAUCUUGGAGAAGAAGCACUCACGUGCAGCGACUGGCUUCCUCAAACUCUUGGCUGAUAAGAACAGUGAACUGUUUAGGAAAUAUGCCCUGUUUUCUCCCUCGGACCACCGGGUGCCUAGAAUAUACGUGCCUCUCAAGGACUGUCCGCAGGACUUUGUGACCCGGCCCAAAGACUAUGCCAACACACUGUUCAUCUGCCGCAUCAUGGACUGGAAGGAGGACAGCAACUUUGCCCUGGGGCAGCUGGCGAAGAGUCUUGGGCAGGCUGGUGAAAUUGAGCCUGAGACAGAAGGGAUACUUACAGAGUAUGGUGUGGAUUUCUCUGAUUUCUCUUCAGAAGUUUUAGAAUGUCUCCCUCAAGGCCUGCCUUGGACAAUUCCACCAGAGGAAUUCAGCAAGAGAAGAGAUUUAAGAAAAGACUGUAUCUUCACCAUUGACCCGUCAACCGCCCGAGACCUCGAUGACGCCCUCUCCUGCAAGUCCCUCGCUGAUGGCAACUUUGAAGUGGGCGUGCACAUUGCUGAUGUCAGUUACUUUGUUCCUGAAGGAUCCAGUCUGGAUAAAGUGGCUGCUGAGAGAGCUACGAGUGUCUACUUGGUUCAGAAGGUUGUCCCCAUGCUUCCCAGGCUGCUGUGUGAAGAGCUGUGUAGCCUCAAUCCCAUGACCGACAAGCUGACCUUCUCCGUGAUCUGGACACUAAGUCCGAAGGGCAAGAUCCUCGCUGAAUGGUUUGGCCGGACCAUCAUCCGCUCCUGCACCAAACUGAGCUACGAGCACGCGCAGAGCAUGAUUGAAAGCCCGACCAGGAGAAUCCCGGAGAGGGAGCUGCCUGCCAUCUCCCCCGAGCACACGUGUGACGAGGUGCACCGGGCUGUCUUGAACCUCCACGGAAUCGCGAAGGAGUUACGCAAACAGCGGUUUGUGGACGGCGCACUGCGUCUGGAUCAGCUAAAGCUUGCUUUCACUCUGGACCAUGAGACUGGGUUGCCUCAAGGAUGUCAUGUCUACGAGUACCGAGACAGCAACAAGCUCGUGGAGGAGUUCAUGCUCUUGGCCAACAUGGCCGUGGCCCACAAGAUCCACCGCGCCUUCCCUGAGCGAGCCCUGCUGCGGCGGCACCCCCCGCCCCAGACCAAGAUGCUCAAUGACCUGGUGGAAUUCUGUGACCAGAUGGGGCUGCCCAUGGACUUCAGCUCUGCAGGGGCCCUCAAUAAAAGUCUGACCGAAAUGUUCAGAGAUGACAAGUACUCCCUGGCCCGGAAGGAGGUGCUCACCAACAUGUGCUCCCGGCCCAUGCAGAUGGCCGUGUACUUCUGCUCGGGAGUGCUGCAGGACCCAGCCCAGUUCCGCCACUAUGCCCUCAACGUGCCGCUCUACACACACUUCACCUCCCCGAUCCGCCGCUUCGCGGAUGUCCUGGUUCACCGCCUCCUGUCUGCUGCACUGGGCUACCGGGAACUUCCAGACGUGGAGCCCGACGCCCUGCAGAAGCAGGCCGACCACUGCAAUGACCGCCGCAUGGCGUCCAAGCGCGUGCAGGAGCUCAGCACCGGCCUCUUCUUCGCCAUUCUGGUCAGGGAGAGUGGCCCCCUGGAGUCGGAAGCCAUGGUGAUGGGCGUCCUGAACCAAGCCUUCGACGUGCUGGUGCUGCGUUACGGGGUGCAGAAGCGUGUGUACUGUAACAUGCUGCCCCUGCGGUCCCACCAUUUCCAGAAGGUGGGCAAGAAGCCGGAGCUCACACUCGUCUGGGAGCCUGAGGACUUGGAACAGGAGCCGGUGCAGCAGGUCAUCACCGUCUUCAGCCUGGUGGAGGUGGUGCUGCAGGCAGAGGCCACCGCCCUCAAAUACAGCGCCAUCCUGAAGCGACCAGGCACCGAGGGCCUCCUGGACCCGCAGGACCAGCUGGGGUGUGGUGACCACAAGGAGGAACAAGACUGAAGCCGCCAGCCUGGCCGCACCCCUCUCCCCGCGCCCCUCCGCCCCCGCUGGAUUUUAGGAAUAGGACCUUUUGACACCAACAGGGAUUUUUUUUUUUAAUUUGGUUUUUAACAACUCAGGGUUUUGUUUUUAUUUUUUUCAUCCUGUUUUAUUUCUGCAGCGCAGUUUUUAAGCUGGAGCGGGGAGAAGGUGGGGCUGGCCGGACAGAAGGCUGAGGCCUGGCCGGUGCUCAGCUGCCCAGAGCUCGACCCGGUCCUCCCGGAGGCCAGCCCCCUUGCUGCCCCGUUACCCACUGCCCGCCCCUGCCCAGGAAACCAGGGGUUUUCAGCAAAUCAGUGUCGUGGAAUAAAAUCAAGUGUGAA
Molecule: messenger RNA, 3278 nt
Organism: Dama dama (fallow deer)
Lineage: Eukaryota; Metazoa; Chordata; Mammalia; Artiodactyla; Cervidae
Gene: DIS3L2
Product: DIS3 like 3'-5' exoribonuclease 2
Exons: 22
Coding region: 268-2916 (882 amino acids)
Biological process (GO): miRNA catabolic process
Cellular component (GO): P-body; exosome (RNase complex)
Molecular function (GO): RNA binding; 3'-5'-RNA exonuclease activity
Source: RefSeq, a predicted model, not a curated record